Messenger RNA from Fomitiporia mediterranea MF3/22, 3227 nucleotides. RefSeq lists its product as uncharacterized. Lineage: Eukaryota; Fungi; Basidiomycota; Agaricomycetes; Hymenochaetales; Hymenochaetaceae. Gene Ontology annotation, biological process: mitotic spindle assembly checkpoint signaling; endoplasmic reticulum to Golgi vesicle-mediated transport. The transcript is spliced from 9 exons. The coding region runs from base 5 to 3001 and encodes 998 amino acids. Gene Ontology annotation, cellular component: RZZ complex. The record is from RefSeq and is a predicted model, not a curated record.
GCUCAUGGCCUUUCCCGUUCCCAAUCAUCUCCCACGCAAGACUUUGCGUACAGAUGUGUCGUCCAAUAUCCUCUCCACAAUAUCUGAUACGAAUAGCAAGUCAUUAAACGCUGAGCUAGCUGCAGGAUGGGUCUCUGAACUGCAACUCGCCAUACAACAGACCAAAGACGGUAUAUGUGAUCGGAUUAAUGAGCAACUUCCCGAAUUCAAUCGACAGCUUGAUUCGUCUAGGUCUGUUCAGAUACGUCUCGGGGACCUGACUCGGAGCGUGGACAAGCUGUCAGAAUCCCUUGAGCGUCCCGAAGAUGGCACUCUUUCUACACUUCUUAGAACUUUAAGGAACCAUAAGGAUUUGGCACAGCAUGCUUCCGACGCCCUGGUCAUAUAUAAAGCUUUGUCGUAUUUGAGCCAGUGCCGCACAGGCUUCGAGAGUCUACGCGCGUCCGUCGCGAGUGGAAAGCUUCCAGAAGCUGUACAAAUAUCUGAAAAUGUCUCCAAGGCAUUGGACAGUGCUCCUAAGCCACUUGCAAAUGCGGCGGUCAUGACGGACAUGAAGAAUCAACUUCGAACGCUGAGGGACAGUAUUGAGGAACAACUAACUGAAGCUUAUGCAAGGAGCGUUAAAGUGUCGACGACUGAGCUGCGCAUCUGCCCGUCCGUCAAAGUUCGACAAUCUCAAGCUAUUAUCACGCUGCGGGACAUUCUAUCAUCUCUCACCUCUAAUUCGCUAGAAUCACUUCUCGCGUCGCUGCGUCGAGAUAUUAUUGCACAUUUCAUCAAUUUCCCGCUGCAGCAGCCAAUAUCUUCAAGUAUUUCGAACGCUCGCGAUGUCGAUGGGACGCCAUCUAUAUCUUUAUCUAUCUUUCCCCUUCCUCCAUCCCCCGGCUGCCGAAGUUCGACACCCUCUUACCUCGAAGAGCUACUCAAGUUCCUUCGUGAGAAUCUUUUUCCAGCCGUACCACCUUUAGCCUCCUCCUUCUCGCAUUCAUUCUAUAAACCGACAUCAAGCGCCCUUCUACGUGACGUCCUUAUUCCCUUCAUUCCGGCAUCCUUAUCUGACCUUCCACAAUUCCUGUCGCUCGUGCGCGACUGCGUUUACCUCGAACGCGACUACUUCAUAAACGGUGACGCUAUAGCCAGCCCCCUCGACAGUGAAGGCGAACUUCGGACUUGGGCCAAGGGUAUCGCGGGACAUUAUGGUCGAAAGCGCCGGGUGGAUUUACUAGCUCAGGCCAGGAAAAUAGUUCUGUCAAACGGGGAUGAACGCGUCGUUCGAGUGGAGGUGUCUCAGCCUCUUGAAGGAAGUGUUGUGCUACCUGGCCCAGAAGUUAUACCAGUACAAGGUGACAUCAAUACCAAAGAUGAGGCUGAGAACGGCUGGGACUUCGAGGAUGAAGUGCCUGCUGCUGAUUCAGCUCCAUCUACAAAUGGUAAAUCGCAUGCUGAGGAAGGUGGUCCAUCUGGUGAGGUGCCUGCAGAAGCCGAGGGAAAUGGAUGGGAUUUCGAUGACGCAGGUAAAGACACGUCUAAUCAAACCAAGGCGGAAAUUCAAGACGACUCUGACGCCUGGGGUUGGGGAGAUGAAGGCGAAGAUAGCACGCUUGCUACGGGUACGGAAGAUAGUGGUGACAAAACUGUUCAGACAACCAACGGGCACAGCAGAUCUACACAUCAAGAGGACUCUGACAGUUCAGCAUGGGAUUCAGCAUGGGAUGAAGCUGACCCUGUACCUCAAUUACCAUCCUCUACUGCACAACCGGUAAAAGCACCGAAGGUUGCAAAGCGUUUGGAGAAACUGACUGCGAAGGGGAAAGGGAAGACAACUGCCUCUCCAGCAUUAUCGUCCAACCCACCUUCAUCGGUAUUUUCAGCAUCAUCUACAUUGCCGCCUAGCGUCUCGUCUACAUCGCACACUUUUAGUUCACCUCAUUCCAGUUCUUCGUUCUCCGCUGUCGCUUCUCCCAUACAAAGUAAUCAUCCACCCCCGCUAAGCUCGCAUUCAGCAGCUUCACGAUCACCAGCACUUUCUCUUCCUCAGAAGCCUAAGGAGCCGGAAACUUAUCUCAUCUCUGGACGUAUUCAAGACCUUGUCCAGCUUAUCUCUGAAAUUCUUGACGAGGGAGGAACUACCGCAUCUUCAUCACUCUUCUCUGAUUUCCCAUUAUCAUCACCCGAGUCUAACAGCAGUGCUAGCACAUUCGUCUUGCAGACAGCACCCGCCGUGUUAGACUUAUACCGUGCUGUAUAUCCUAUCGCAUUCGCAGCCGAGCUUACAAGUUCUGCACGAGCUUUGCGUUUCGCAAAUGACUGCACGUAUUUACACGAAGAGGCUGCUCAACUCAAACUUGCAGCAGACAAUGCGGAUGUGGUACACGAACAGAUGCGCGAGGCAUUAGAUCGCUUACACGCACUCGGCGCGUGGUGGUAUGACGAGGGCAUCGAACGUGAAUGCGAGCGUGUACUACAAAUUCUAGCUCGCGCAGAGGGCUUCGCGGACACUGGUGACCAGGAACGAUUCGAUGAGUGCGAGGCUGUGAUGAGCGAGGUCUUACGAGAGGUGCGGACUUCGACGGCGGAGUGGAAGACGGUGUUGCCUCGCACGAGGUGGCUACGAGCUGCAGGGCGUAUCGUGGAGACGGUGUUGUCCCGUGUGUUGGAAGACAUACUUGCGUUACCGGAUAUCCCUGAACUGGAUUCGCGCCGACUGGGCGAGCUUUGUCGGAUACUGAACUCUCUUGAGGCGAUUUUUGUUGACGCGGACGAUCUGAAUGCGCCAUCAAUGAUCCUCGAUUAUGUCCCGUCCUGGCUCAAAUAUUCGUACCUCGCAGAGCUACUCGAAGCCUCCCUUGCGGAUCUGUCGUACCUAUUCGAUGAGGGUGCGUUGAUUGACUUUAGCGUGGACGAGUUGGUGAGACUUGUGCGUGCAUUGUUCGCGGAUACGCCGUUACGUGAUAAUGCGAUUGCGAAAUUACAACGUGGGCAUCCUGUUGUUGAUUCUUGAGGAGCUUUGAUGUGUUGUUCAUGCAUUCGUCUUUUCUUUUUCUCUUUCUUUCUGUCCAUUACUUCUUUUGCGUUGUUUGCGCUAUGGGACACGGUUGCAUACAUUACAUAUUUUAUUAUCCACGUCUUACCAUGUCUCUAUGCACCAUUUUCGCAUGCUCUUUUUUUUCUUUCAAUUUUACUUGCAUCCAUAUCUUUUCGUAUGACGAAAAGGGUUCUAUACUUCG